GCAGUGUAAGGAGUGGAGCUGGGCGCGGCCAUUGGGGCAUGUUGUAUUGAUUAGCCCCUGGCAGAGGACCCAGAGCAGCACCAGAGGCACAGACUCUCCCCACCACAGGGCUGGAUUAUCUCGGGGUUCACGGUGCUCUGACCGGGGCUGGGGUUUGACUGACACACAGACGCGCACACACACACACACACACACACCCCGAGUGGGGAGAGCCCAGCUGCAUCACUCUGUGGCCAUGAGGUGCCUUGUUACCGGGGGCAAUGUCAAAGUCCUAGGGAAGGCCGUGCACUCUCUGUCCCGCAUCGGAGACGAGCUCUACGUAGACCCCACAGAGGAUGGGCUCUCCCUGCGUGCUGUGAACUCUUCCCGCUCAGCCUACGCCUGCUUCCUGUUCGCCCCGCUCUUCUUCCAGCUUUACGAGGAGGGGAGCCCGGACCCUGAUGGGGAGCCUUUCCGCUGCAAGGUCUUCAUGAAGUCCUUCCUGGGCGUGUUCCGCUCACUGCCCUCCCUAGAGAAGAUGGUGGAGAAGUGUUUGAUUUCCCUGAAUCCCCGGGCCAGCCGGCUGGUCGUGCAGCUGCACUGCAAGUACGGAGUCACCAAGACCCACAACCUGUCAUUCCAAGAGUGCGAAUUGCUACAGGCUGUUUUCGACAAGGAGCUGUGCGCCAACACGCUGCGCGCCCCUGCCCGGGUGCUGGUGGACGCUGUGGUCCAUUUCCCAGUGACGCUGGCCGAGGUGACGCUGGGGGUCAGCCCUGCUGGGAAGGUGAGCUUUCGCAAUUACCUGGAUGAGGAGACAGAGCCGAGCAGGACAAUGGUGACUGAGCUGUGCCUCUCCGAGGACGAGUUCCAGGAUGUCCAGGUGCAGCAGCAGUCCCAUGUCACCUUCUGCCUCAAGGAAUUCCGGGGUCUCCUGAGCUUCGCCGAGUCCUCCAACCUGCCCCUCAACAUCCACUUUGACUCCCCUGGCAGGCCGGCCAUCUUCACUCUGUCGGACCCCCUGCUGGAAGUGCACCUGGUUCUAGCCACCCUGUCAGACCCCAACAGCAGCUCACAAGUCUGCUCCACAACCUUGCAGGCCCGGCCAGCCAAUGGUGCCUUUCCCAUGGCUACCCCUGAUGAUGACUUCAUGGGUGAUGACAUUGAUUCCUAUAUGAUUGCCAUGGAGACCACAUGUGAGGAGGGGCCAGGGCUGCCCUCCAGCCCCACCUUUCCCCAGAGACGCCCCCAUCCGGGCGCUGCCCUGGAGUCAGAGAGCAGCACCAUGGAGAGCGACCUGGAGGGGGCUGUGCCAGGGACACCCCCACAGAAAAAGUUCCGCUCCUUGUUCUUUGGGUCGGUGCUGACCCAGUCUCAGGUUGGGACCCAUCCAGGGCCCAGCCAGGAUGUGCUGGCCGAGGACAGCGAGGGAGAGUCCUGAGAGAUCACCUUCUGCAGCCUGGCUCCAAGCCCCCUCCCCCUAAAAAAGCCCCCAGGAGCCUGCGUUGAGAAGCUGGACUUUACAACCCCAUCACCUCUGCUGGAGCAGGGCAGGAGGACUGGGCAGGGCUGCUGCUUCCGAGCCACUGUGAAUAGACAUGACCCUGUAAAUAAAGCUUUUAUAAUAAGUCUGCUGCCUGCAGAGCUGCUGCUGGGGCUGGAGGGGAAGCUCAGCUCCCACCUCUCCCUGGGCAGAACAACACCCCCAGCCAGUUUGGGUGGGGGAGGAGGGGCUGCAGGCAGGAUCCUUUCCCUCCUGCACCUUGCAGAGGCUGGGCCAGGAGGGGGAGGCAGGCUAUUCCAUUCCCCAAGUGCCUCUUACUGUAGUCAAGCUAGCUGGCUUCCUGCUGCUUGCCUCAGUCUUUCUUGCAGGGCUGGUGGGUUUGAGGCUGGGGCAGGGGAUGUGUAUAUUUCCCCAGCUUGCUCUCUAUGGACUGUCCUCACUCAGGGCAAAUUCCUGGGAGCUGCCGGAGCCCUGUUGCUGGCCGUUAGGGGGCUGGCUAUGGAGCUGGGCUAGUAACGGCUGCAGGCUGAGCGGCUGGGGCAUGUGGUAACCCUCUUACUGCCCCAGGAGCACUAUCCCACCCAGCCCUGGGGCCCAGUAACCAGUCCCCCACCCUUACCUUGGCUAGAAGCCAGGAAAUCUGCAGCUGCCAGUGCUCAGGGUGCCUACCUCAACUGAGGGAAGCUGCCAGCCUAUCCCCCUCUGUUGGGGGGCAUAAACUAGGCAGAGUGGGGGGAUGGGUCCUGCUCCUGGCUGGUAUCAGCCCUACUGGAGGCAGGAAGAGCAGGCCCAUGCUUUCCCCUUGCAGCAACCCCCACCCCCAUUGUAAUAGCUGUGAUACCCCCUCCCAGGCAGCUGAGUUCACCCCCUGAGAUCCUCUGCUACAGUGACCCCCACAUUGCCAUUUCCUCCUCCCACCUUAAUGAGGGGGCAGUCAGGGCUCAGCUGCCUCCGCCACCCUCAACAUCCCCUUCCUGGCAGGGGCCCCUUGGCGCUCCUGGAGCCAUCAAUAACUGCAGGGGCCCCUUGGCGCUCCUGGAGCCAUCAAGGUCCCUGCAGGGGCUGUGGCUCCCUGCUCUCCUCCAUCAUACCAGGAAGGUAGAUCACAGCAUAGUUCAGGGCCCCACUAUAACACCCCCCACCCAUGGUGUAGGGGCAGUACAGCUCUCCCCAAAAGUGGCUGCACAUCAGCACUUUGCCCUGGGGGGGGGGGGGUGUCAAGAGAUGCUGGGGGCUGGAAGGCACAUGCCCCCGCUCACAGGUCAGGCAGGAAUCCCCUGUGGCAUUGGCUGCAGCAGGCAGGAGCUGAGGGGAAAUACCAUUCUCCACUCCCAGGGGUAUUAGAGCCUCAACAUGGGGCAGGACAGGGUAUU
This is a messenger RNA of Malaclemys terrapin pileata, 2856 nucleotides long. RefSeq names its product RAD9 checkpoint clamp component A (gene RAD9A). Lineage: Eukaryota; Metazoa; Chordata; Testudines; Emydidae. The record is from RefSeq and is a predicted model, not a curated record. The transcript has 12 exons. Bases 236 to 1420 code for a protein of 394 amino acids. Gene Ontology annotation, biological process: cellular response to ionizing radiation; DNA repair; mitotic intra-S DNA damage checkpoint signaling. Gene Ontology annotation, cellular component: checkpoint clamp complex.